Oryctolagus cuniculus (rabbit) is the source of this 5469-nucleotide messenger RNA. RefSeq names its product ERCC excision repair 6 like DNA helicase (gene ERCC6L). Gene Ontology annotation, molecular function: ATP binding; DNA translocase activity. Lineage: Eukaryota; Metazoa; Chordata; Mammalia; Lagomorpha; Leporidae. The record is from RefSeq and is a predicted model, not a curated record.
CGUGCCUCAUUGGUAUGCGCACAGCGCAUGCGCGGGGCGGGAGCGAGCGAAAUUCAAGCUCCCGCCGAGAUACGUUGAACAACCCGGUCAUGGAGCCGUCCCGUGGAUUUGCGGAAGCCGAAGCCUUGAGCCCGGAGCAGGCUGCUCGUUACUUGAGAUAUGUGAAAGAAGCCAAAGAAGCAACUAAGAAUGGAGAUCUGGAAGAAGCAUUUAAACUUUUCAAUUUGGCAAAGGACAUUUUUCCCAAUGAAAAGGUAAUGAGCAGAAUCCAAAAAAUACAGGAAGCCUUGGAGGAAUUGGCAGAAAACGGAGAUGAUGAAUUUACAGAUGUGUGCAACUCGGGCCUGCUGCUCUAUCGAGACCUGCACAACCAACUCUUUGAGCAUCAGAAGGAAGGCAUAGCUUUCCUCUAUAGCCUAUACAGAGAAGGAAGAAAAGGUGGUAUUUUGGCGGAUGAUAUGGGAUUAGGGAAGACUGUUCAGAUCAUUGCUUUCCUUUCUGGUAUGUUUGAUGCUUCACUUGUGAAUCAUGUGCUGCUGAUCAUGCCAACCAAUCUUAUUAGCACAUGGGUAAAAGAAUUUGUCAAGUGGACUCCAGGAAUGAGAGUCAAAACCUUCCAUGGUCCUAGCAAGGAUGAACGUACCAGAAACCUCAAUCGGAUUCAACAAAGGAAUGGCGUCAUUAUCACUACGUACCAAAUGUUAAUCAAUAAUUGGCAGCAACUUUCAAGCUUUAAUGGCAAAGAGUUUAUGUGGGACUAUGUUAUCCUUGAUGAAGCACAUAAAAUUAAAACCUCAUCUACUAAGUCAGCAACAUGUGCUCGUGCUAUCCCUGCAAGGAAUCGCCUCCUCCUCACAGGGACCCCAAUCCAGAAUAAUUUACAAGAACUAUGGUCCCUAUUUGAUUUUGCUUGUCAGGGGUCCCUGCUAGGAACAUUAAAAACUUUUAAAAUGGAGUAUGAAACUCCUAUUACUAGAGCAAGAGAAAAAGAUGCCACCCCAGGGGAAAAAGCCUUGGGAUUCAAAAUAUCUGAAAACUUAAUGACAAUCAUAAAACCCUAUUUCCUCAGGAGGACAAAAGAAGAAGUACAGAAGAAAAAGUCAAGCAAUCCAGAGAUCAGACUUUCUGAAGAGACUCCAGGUGUUGAUGCCAUUUGUGAAAUGCCUUCCCUUUCCAGGAAAAAUGAUUUAAUUAUUUGGAUACGUCUUGUGCCUUUACAAGAAGAAAUAUAUAGGAAAUUUGUGUCUUUAGAUCAUAUCAAGGAGCUGUUAAUGGAGACACGCUCCCCUUUGGCUGAACUAGGUGUCUUAAAGAAGCUAUGUGAUCAUCCUAGGCUGCUGUCUACACGGGCUUGUCAUUUGCUGAAUCUAGGGACUGUCAAAUUCUCUGCUCAAGAUGGAAUUGAGGAGGAAGAUUCCUCAGGUGUGGACCCUAUUGAUCAAAUACCUGAUGAUACAUUGAUGGGAGAAUCUGGAAAAAUGAUAUUCCUAAUGGACCUGCUGAAGAGACUGCGAGAUGAGGGACAUCAAACUCUCGUGUUUUCCCAAUCGAGACAAAUUCUAAACAUCAUUGAACGCCUCUUAAAGAACAGGCACUUUAAGCUAUUGCGAAUUGAUGGAACAAUUACUCAUCUUUUGGAACGAGAAAAAAGAAUUAACUUAUUCCAGCAAAACAAAGAUUAUUCUGUUUUUCUGCUUACCACUCAAAUAGGUGGUGUUGGCUUAACAUUAACUGCUGCAACAAGAGUGGUCAUUUUUGAUCCGAGCUGGAAUCCUGCAACUGAUGCUCAAGCCGUGGAUAGAGUUUACCGAAUUGGACAAAAAGAAAAUGUUGUGGUUUAUAGGCUAAUCACUUGUGGGACUGUGGAGGAAAAAAUAUACAGAAGACAGGUUUUCAAAGACUCAUUAAUAAGACAAACUACAGGUGAUAAGAAGAACCCUUUCCGAUAUUUUACUAAACAAGAAUUGAGGGAGCUGUUUACAAUCGAGGAUCUUCAGAACUCUGUAACCCAGCUGCAGCUUCAGACCCUGCAUGCUGCUCAGAGGAGAUCUGAUAAGAACCUAGAUGAACAUAUUGCCUACCUGCACUCUCUGGGGAUAGCUGGAAUCUCAGACCAUGAUCUGAUAUAUACACGUGAUCUGUCUGUUAAAGAAGAGCUUGAUGUGAUAGAAGAAUCUCACUAUAUUCAACAAAGGGUUCAGAAAGCUCAAUUCCUUGUUGAAUUAGAGUCUCAAAAUUCAACAGAGAGACAAAGAACUGGAUAUGAGGAAACCUGGCAAAGAGCAAUUGCAUUUCCUUCUCAAACAAAGAAGAAACUGAAUAAAGAAGUGAGUAAGCCACAAUCUCGGCCUUCACCUUUUAUAACUACUCAUUAUACCCAGGAAGAAGAUAUCAGUUAUCAAAUGGCAAGUGUAACCAUUGACGAUCCACCUGAAGAGAGUGAGAAACAAGAUCUUUCCAGCAUAAUGAUGAACAUUACUGUGCAGCAAGAUGGUAGGGAUCCACAUGAAAGUGCAUUUGAUGCUGACUCUGUAACUACUUCAUCCAAGGGGUCUGGAAGUGUAGAAGAAGUUUGGACUGACUCUUUAUUGGGAAUGGCAAAAGGCUUUGCAACUGAAAAUGAGGCUGUACAAAAGGAAGCAUUACAAGAGGGGCCUAAGCAGGAGACACUGCCAGAAAACCCCCUGGGAAGUUCUGCUUAUUUACUUAGCAAAGCGGAUCUUGGGCCAAAUGUAGAUCUUCUACAGGAUGAUGAGAUUUUACACCACUGCGGUGCCGGCUCCAUUACUCCUAUAAGAAAUGAAAAUCAAAACACAAGAUCGAAUACAUCUGCUGUUGAAAUAGCUGAUGACUUGUCAGCAUCCCAUAGUGCGCCGCAAGAUGCUCAAGCAAGUGAGGCCAAGUUGGAAGAGGAACCUUUAGCCUCUUCACCACAGUAUGCAUGUGACUUCAAUCUUUUCUUGGAAGACUCUGCAGACAAUAGAGAAAGUCCUUCUGGUCAGUCUCUGGAGCUCGUUGAGCAAGAAAAUAGCUUGUGUGGCUUUGCAGCCCAUUCCAGAGCAGAGUCUGUGCGUAGCAAAGAGUGCGUCACUUUGGAUUUUUCUGAGAAAGAUAAUGAACCAGAAGAAGUUGUAGUUAAUGUUAAAACCAGAAGUAAAGCUAGAAGAAUUGUUUCAGAUGAUGAAGAGGAGGAGGAGGAUUCUUGUAAAGGUACUUGGAGCCCAAGUCCAUUCAGCACAUCUCCGUUUCAGUUCUCAUCUGUGAAACAGUUUGACGCUUCAACUCCCAAAAAUGACGUCAGUCUACCUGGGAAUUUCUUUUCACCUAAAGGACCUGAUAGUGAAAACAAGUCUAUAAACCCUAGGAGGUCUCUGGCGUCUAGGAGGUCUCUUGUUAAUGUGGUUUUAGACUAUGUGGAAGAUAUGGAGGAAAGGCUUGGCAACAGCGGUGAAGCAAAGGUUGCUGAAGAAGAUCCUGAAGAAGGAGCAGAGGAAAGCAGUGACGAAGCCUCAGCGUGUACGGAAGAGGAUCCCUCCGGAGAAAUGCUGUCUUCAGAAAGCAAGCCCAGCCGGCUAAGUGCGUCUAAGCUUAGUGCUUCAGCUCUAGCGACCUCUCCUGGCGACCCUGAGCCUUUGUCAGGUGAACAGGUGGUUGUCUCAGCGUGUACGGAAGAGGAUCCCUCCGGAGAAAUGCUGUCUUCAGAGAGCAAGUCCAGCCGGCUAAGUGCGUCUAAGCUUAGUGCUUCAGCUCUAGCGACCUCUCCUGGCGACCCUGAGCCUUUGUCAGGUGAACAGGUGGUUGUCUCAGCGUGUACGGAAGAGGAUCCCUCCGGAGAAACGCUGUCUUCAGAGAGCAAGUCCAGCCGGCUAAGUGCGUCUAAGCUUAGUGCUUCAGCUCUAGCGACCUCUCCUGGCGACCCUGAGCCUUUGUCAGGUGAACAGGUGGUUGCUUCUCCCCAGGAUAAGGCAGCCGAGGCUGCAGAUGACUAUGAGACUCUGGUAAUGCGUGGAAAAGAACUGAAGGAGUGUGGGAAAAUACAGGAGGCCUUAAACUGCCUUGUUAAAGCACUUGACAUAAAAAGCGCAGAUCCCGAAGUCAUGCUCAUGACUUUAAAUCUGUAUAAGCAACUUAAUAACACUUGAGUAUGUAACCUGUUUAUUGUAUUUUAAAGUGAAAUUGUAUGAGGGUAAUUUUUUAUUUCAUAAAUGGAAUCUUUGGUAGCAUGAAACAUCCAGGCUUAAGGCCAGAAAGAUCUCAAAAAACAACUUCUGUCUACCACUCCUCCCUCCUACUUCUGCCGCCUUCCACUUCCCACAAUACAUAUUUCCUGGUUUUCUGAGCACUAGGUUAAUAUUUUGUCAGUUGAAUAGUCUUAUAGUUUUCUUUUAGGCAUACUCUGUAAACUUAAUUUUUUUAAAGUUUUGUUUUAAAUUAACACUUCCUAAGGGAAUUCUCUCAAAAUUAUUCUAAAUUUUAAUGAUUAAUGUUGUAUAGCAUAGUUCAGAUAAGAAAAUUAAAGUAACUUUUCUCAAGGGUUUUCUUCUUUUACUUUCUUUCACUGAGAUGAUGGGGAAGCUGGAAUUAUUCCAAGUUCUUGCCUCUGCAUGAGAGAGUUCAAAGCAGAGACAUGAAGUACAAGGAUGGGAGCAGGAUUUAUUUAGAGAUAGAGAAUACAUAUCCAGAAGUGAAUGCAGGCAGCCUCAUGAGGAGAUGCGUGCCAUAAGGAGAAUUGCAUGCACUCCAGUUUAGUUACCCCCUUUAUGAGUAGGAGAUGGUGGACUACUUGAAUAUACAAAUAGGGUGGAGUUUGGGAAGGAUUCAGUUCUCCUGAUGAUCUCUGGGAAGAAUUUAUGGCUUCUUGCAUGUGGACCUCAGUGUACACGUAUUCAUCAUGGCGUCUUCAUGGAGGAGGCUUAUGUGCAUCAAGGGAAAGUGGCUCUGCUGAACUGGCAUGUAAAGGGAUGGAGUUAGGGGUGCGGGCUUGGAACACAGACUGCUAAAAACCCCCAGCUCCUUCGUUCCUCACCAACUCCCUGCCCAGCCCACAUCAAUGUUACUGGCAAACUCAUAUGCAAACUCCUUAGUUUACACCGAGCUUGUCAUUAGUAUUCCAAAUCUAAGUUGCUUACUGGCAUACUCUUUUAUGCUUUCAAUUGACUGUGGUACAAGGCUGGGAUAAGGUGCCUGGUGCUAAGGUUCUUUAUCACUGUUAGCCUCUCUGGAGUAAUUUUCCUGACCGUUUAGCCGUUCUUUACUCAACUGUGUUCUCGUUUUCUCCUUGAUUACUUUGACGUAUGCUUGGUUAUAGGCUUGAAAGAAUUUGAUUCCCUCUCGGAAACAUUAAGUGCAAUAUAACAUUCUUCACAUUGUCACCAGAGAAGAGACUAUGCGGAGUCUUCAAAAAGAUCAUGGAAAAAAUACUGUGAAAAAAUGCACUGAAAUAAACCUCUUAAUUUUGGUUUCCACGAA